Molecule: messenger RNA, 276 nt
Organism: Arctia plantaginis
Lineage: Eukaryota; Metazoa; Arthropoda; Insecta; Lepidoptera; Erebidae
Source: the annotation of a GenBank genome assembly
AUGGAGCGUCGGUUUCGGUCGGCCUCUCGCACUCUCGAGGCGUCUCAUUUCCAAACUGUGAUGCAGGCGCGCUCUGAGCAUAAAUGCUGGGACCCGAAAGAUGGUGAACUAUGCCUGGUCAGGUCGAAGUCCGGGGAAACCUGGAUGGAGGACCGCAGCGAUUCUGACGUGCAAAUCGAUCGUCGGAACUGGCCAAGGGAACGGGCUUGGAAAAAUCAGCGGGGAAAGAAGACCCUGUUGAGCUUGACUCUAGUCUGGUAUUGUGAGGAGACGUGA